ACUUCACUCUGUGAGGGCUGUGGGUGGGAAGAAGAAGGAAGGUUGACAAGUGAGGGGGGGGAGAAGCUGUUACACCCGACAGAAGAGAGAGGGAGGGGCUGGGGAAACCCCAAAACACUACCAUAGCUGAUCCUAUACCUAUAGAGGAGGUUCAUAGCUGUCAUAUCUAUUGGGCUGAGGUUUUUUGUUUUUUUUUACUAUGGACAGAUGGGGAGGGGUCGCUGGCUACAUAGCUUAGGGAUCUGUAGUGUUUGUUUUGUGUUUGGUUUUAACAGCUAAAAGUGUAAAUUUUUAUAUAGUAACACUACUGUUAAGUCUGUCCCUUUAAAUCUCUAUUUAACCCUUAAAAGACGACGUGUGCCUUGAUUCUGUAUAUAUAUAUAUAUAUAUAUAUAUAUAGCCCUUUCUGGGUGAUUCUGUAUAAAUAGAUCUGGGUAAUUCUGUAUAUAGAGACAGACCUAAAUUUUGCCCCCUGAUAAGGCUCGCCUAGUAUCUAAUGGACAGGUAUGGACUGCGUCUAGAUGCGUAAGUCGUGGUAAUACGUAUUUGCCAAGUCAUACGAGUGCAGAGGGGAGAUUGCCCACCAUGUCGCUGGAGGAUCCAUUCUCGGUGGUACGGGGGGAGGUGCAGAAGGCACUGAACACCAGCAGAGGUCUGUACCAGCGCUGGUGCGAACUCCUGCAGGAGAGUCAUGUGACCAGUGCCGAGGAAUUCGAUUGGACUACCAAUGAACUCCGGAAUUCCCUGAGAAGCAUCGAAUGGGACUUGGAGGACUUGGAAGAGACGAUCAGCAUCGUCGAAUCGAACCAGAAAAAGUUUAAGAUUUCGGAGGCUGAACUGACCGAGAGGAGAGACUUUGUGGAGAAGACGAGGAGUUCCUUAAAGGAAAUGAGAGACCACAUCUCCAGUCCCAGAGCACAGGCCUUCACGGAACGAAAGAGCCGAGAGGCAUUGGGCGUCUCUCACCCCCUGACUUCUGAUCGCUUUUCCCGAUUGGACGAUGAGAUCAUCUCAGGAAACUCACGCUACAUUGAGGAGCAACAAGCUCAGCAACAGCUAAUCAUAAACGAGCAGGACGCAAACCUGGAGUUAGUAUCGGGCAGUAUCCGGGUCCUGAAGAACAUGUCAGGGAAGAUUGGAGAAGAACUAGAAGAGCAGGCUAUAAUGCUUGAUGAGUUUUCAUACGAGAUGGACAAUACCCAAAGUCGCAUGGACACCGUCCUCAAGAGAAUGGCCAAAGUAUCGCGCAUGACUAGUGAUCGCCGGCAGUGGUGUGCUAUCGCCGCCCUGGUGGUUAUCCUCUUUAUCCUUCUGAUACUGCUGCUUACAUUGGCCUGAUGAAAGGAGACCCGAGGACAAGGGUGAUCUGUGUAACCCGGUGCUGUUUACAUGGAGACUACGAGUUACAAUCAGGGAAGAAAAUGUGUUUUCCUGUAAGAUGAAGACAGAAUGUGUGCCUCUCUGUAAUAUACUGAACAAUUGCCACUUACCUGUGAUUUAUACUGUGCAAAAUAUACAUUUUUUUUA
Molecule: messenger RNA, 1527 nt
Organism: Hyla sarda
Lineage: Eukaryota; Metazoa; Chordata; Amphibia; Anura; Hylidae
Gene: STX10
Product: syntaxin 10
Exons: 8
Coding region: 586-1338 (250 amino acids)
Biological process (GO): intracellular protein transport; Golgi vesicle transport
Cellular component (GO): membrane
Molecular function (GO): SNAP receptor activity
Source: RefSeq, a predicted model, not a curated record